AUUAGAAUAUAAAUAUAAUUUAUAAAGUGUUUCAAUUAUAAAACAAAAUAUGGCCGAUGUAAACAAGAUACUGAAACUUGAUAGAGUGUAUACAAAUUUGGAUUAUUUGAAAAUAACGUUACCCAGCGAUCCAGAUUGGCAGUUGAGUACUUAUAAAAAAUUGGUAGAAAAACAAAGAGACAUGAGCAAGCAAGAAAAUAUGGUAGAUGAUCCAGUUUCAAUGGCGUCGUCCUUAAAAGUUGGGUAUUUAUUCGAAACUGCGUUUCAUACAUCGCCAAAAGAAACUGACGAAUUAUUGGAUGAGGAUUACAUAUUGGAAUUUGAAAAGGAAAUAGUUGUCGAGGAGUUCGACCGAAAUACUGAGCUCUGGACAAACCGUGAGGUGGUGCUUGCGGCUAAAGUUCUAAGUGCAAAAAAUCCUAAGAAACAUGGUAUAAAAUUUGCUUCUGAUAACCAGAUGAGAAGAGUGUAUGACAUAAUAUUUGAAGUGUUUAGAUAUAGAACGAUUAUCAACGACAUUUUAAAUAAUAUUGAUUUUGAAAACAUCUAUCCAAACUACUCUAAGAUGACACUUCUUGUAUGGCUGAUGUCUUUUGAUUAUUACCGAAAUAAAUUUAAACCAAGAAAAUUAGAUGAAAAAGAGAUAUUGAGUUUCAAGACAUUAAAAUUGAUUGAAAUAGCUGACAUUUUAAAAGAGAUAAAAAUUCAAUUAGCCGCAUCUUUUUCGAAAUUUCGAAUAAAACAUUGCGCUUUAUCACUGUCUGAUAUGCUGCCAAGACAUUUACGUAAUGAGCGAUUCAAAAAAUCUUCAGAAACCGUAAUUAGUUGUUGGAUAAACACUUUCUUGACCAGCACAGAGAACGUUUUAACUGUAUUAAGUGAAUUAGGACUAACUCAAAUGAAGAAUUUUGAAGAUUUAAUUCCCGAAACAUUUAAAAUGGAUCAUUUAUUGCCUUAUUUUAUACAUAUUUAUCCAAAAGAAAAAUCGGAGUUUUUAAAAAAAAUACCAUUGUUCCAGAAACAUUUAUUGAUUUUGCAGGAACGCAGAUAUUGUUUGGGCCCCGCUAUGCUAGACCGAACGAUGAGCGCCAACAAGCUGUGCGGUAACGUAGCUCAGACGCAUUUUACGAUCCAGACGGCUGUCGCCUACCUGGCAUCUCUGUUGUUCAAACGGAAGCAAUCACUCAUCGUUUACGGGGCCGCCGAAAGGAAAAACGACUAUUACAACUAUUUCGUUAGCCUGGGAGUGCAGAACUGCAAAUUGCUCACCGAAGAUUUCCUCCAGUCGAGCUCCAACAAUCAGCUGUCGUUGGAUAUCGUGUCCGUUCUGGCUACACCGCCAAACACCAAUACUGGGGUCACGGACCCCGUUCAGUUGGUGUGUUCAAAAGGUGGAGACCUGACGUUGCUCAGAGCCGUGGCGUCGUUGGACUACACCGAAGAGUCAUCAGACAUACCUUGCAUGUUGGAUCAGAGAGAUACUCUGCGAAUGGCCAUGUCUAAACCUCAGGUGCAAAUCGUGGUAUACGAAACGCAUUCCCGGUUGGAGUUGGAAAACGGUGGUAUGGUCAAGGCGGUGGUAGAAGAGAUGAACGGAUGGGCGUACGAGAAGCACAACAUGGACAAUUAUUCAUCGGUGAGCGCCGAAGAUAGCAACAAAUUCAGCACUUCUGUUGAAACACCCUGGCGACCGGCAGUUUUCCAUCCGGUUCAGAUUCCCGACAAAGAUCGGUUUGAGACGAUGAUACUGUAUCCGGAUAAGACAAUUGAGAAUAUGGAAAAGAAUCAUGUUACUGGAAGUCUUUAUUUGGCCGCCGUCAAAAGAGUGGAAUUGAUGACUUUCGACGCUAACCAUUUGAUACGAAUGGCUGAGCAAAGAGGGCUGUUCGGCAAGCCGGUGAAGGGACGUAAACAGAAGAUUCCCAGUCCCAUUAUACUGUUGUCUCUGACCAAUAGCGAUGAACCCAGAGUCAUGUUGAAAUUUGAACAAAUGCACGUUUUGACGCCUACACACGCGUUUCUUCAACGUUGCGCCAACAAAACACUACAGUGUCCUCGUUAUGAUAAGCCGUACGACAAGACUUCCGUAGCUGUCCGCUGGUGGAGAAUAAGCAUACGCCAUGUAAUCAAAGCAUUGAGAAAACCUUUUUUUGCGUGGACCAAAGUGCAAAUGGUUAGGUUUGGAAAACGUACAAACAGAAUACCACUGAGAUUGAAAAAAGUCACUACGUCUUUCAAACCGCAAAAAUUAAAACGGAUUUAUUCGUGUUCAUAUAUAUGUUUGUGACGUAUAGUAUAAUUAAUUGAAUACAUCAAUAAUAAUAUGUAAUAUCAUAUAUUAAAAACAUAAAUAUAAAUAUUUUAUUAACUAACUCUCUUUUGUUAACAGCAACUUGUAAAGGUCGUGUGUGCGCUUCUUCAUCACUAUAGUCUUAACAUUUGGUAUUAUAUUAUUUUCUUGAAUUUUUGGGUGGUUGCCAUUGUUUUAAUUUUAUUCAGCUGUAUUUGUUGUCCAGUUGCACUUUUAAGUAUUUUGAGGUU
Messenger RNA from Rhopalosiphum padi (bird cherry-oat aphid), 2541 nucleotides. Its product is annotated as putative methyltransferase NSUN7. The coding region runs from base 50 to 2287 and encodes 745 amino acids. Lineage: Eukaryota; Metazoa; Arthropoda; Insecta; Hemiptera; Aphididae. The record is from RefSeq and is a predicted model, not a curated record. The transcript has 12 exons.